AUGCUGCGUUCAUUUGUGCUGGUGUUUGUUGUGUUUGAGGGUGCUGCCAUGAUUUAUGCGCUUGUACACUUGCGGUACAACUACUCUCUCCUGUCCACGAAAAAAAGAAGCUACGGCGUCUAUUGGAAGCAGCAGCAGCACAAAACAACGCAGACGGCGGGUGAGAUCCUAUGGACUAGCAGCAACAGCGGAGGGGGGCCAUUCAGACAAAGUCGCAUAGCCGAGAUGAUGGUUUUUUCGCGCACAUGCGUGAUCAGUGAAGAGUACGUGGGCAGCAGUUUGCUCAGCGGCACAAGCUGCGGCUUCUCCAGCGCAGAGCCUUCACGUCGAGAGGUGUUGGAGCACUAUGACUGUUCGAGACGAAGCAGCGGGGACACAGCCGCGACGAGACCGCGUUGUCACAGUUUAUAG
Rangifer tarandus platyrhynchus (Svalbard reindeer) is the source of this 411-nucleotide messenger RNA. The record is from the annotation of a GenBank genome assembly. NCBI's taxonomy places the organism in Eukaryota, Metazoa, Chordata, Mammalia, Artiodactyla, Cervidae.